Molecule: messenger RNA, 372 nt
Organism: Dictyostelium discoideum AX4
Lineage: Eukaryota; Evosea; Eumycetozoa; Dictyosteliales; Dictyosteliaceae
Exons: 1
Coding region: 1-372 (123 amino acids)
Molecular function (GO): carbohydrate binding
Source: RefSeq, a predicted model, not a curated record
AUGAAAUUUAUUCAAUUAUUUUUAGCAGUUUUAUUUUGUUUAGUAAUUGUUUCAGCAAAUCAUAUUAAAGAUGCAACAAUUGAAUUAAAACAAAUUGGUUCAUGGAUGGAGAAUAAUCAUGCUGUAACUCAAUAUUCAGCCACAAUUAUUAAUCAUAAAAAUCAAGUUUUAAAAUCAAUUAACAUUGCAACUGAUUCAACAUUUUGUUUAAAUGAUUCAACAUCAUUUUGGAAUAUUGAAAGACUUUCAAAUGGAGAUCUAGUUUUACCUGUUGGUCAACCAACCAUUGCUGCUCAAAGUUCCUAUACAUUUUACUUUAUCUUAAAAGGUUCAACUCAACCAUUCCUUCAUGUUAUGUCUGUUGUUUAUUAA